Messenger RNA from Lactuca virosa, 528 nucleotides. NCBI's taxonomy places the organism in Eukaryota, Viridiplantae, Streptophyta, Magnoliopsida, Asterales, Asteraceae. The record is from the annotation of a GenBank genome assembly.
AAGCCUAACCACUUGACCGACGAACCACACACAUCUCUUCGGUUGUAUUUAUCUUUCUCCCUCUAUUUCUAUAAAAUCGCCGCCAUUGUGCUUUGCUACAUCGGGGACGACCUAAUUUACCAACCAUUGGAUUUCCCAUGAUCAUUUAAGAUUAAGGAAGCUUAUAUAUUCAAGUGGGCAAUCAAAUAGAUGCUCCAAGCAACACAGCAUCCUCACUGUUGUAGCAAGGCAGCGGCAAACCCCAUCCUUUACGCCUUAGCACUUAGCAGGACCAACGAUGUUAUCAAAUAUCUAUCAAUUUUCCAACGCUUUAGUUUCCAAUUAUUUAUUGGAAAUAUAAUCUCAUCAAGUGGGAAGCAUCAUAUGGAACGUGAUCUUGUUGAUAUAUUUAACAUGUCCUUGUUCUAUUUUGUUACAUUAUAUUUUUAUCUCAAGCAAUGUGAUAAUGAGAUGAUGAUGAAGAGGUCAUUAUUUGUUUGUAUCCUAAUGACGUAUAUAACAGUGAUAAUAAAAAUUUGCUUGUUUUAA